This is a messenger RNA of Patiria miniata (bat star), 1572 nucleotides long. RefSeq lists its product as uncharacterized. The coding region runs from base 1 to 1191 and encodes 396 amino acids. The record is from RefSeq and is a predicted model, not a curated record. The transcript has 4 exons. Lineage: Eukaryota; Metazoa; Echinodermata; Asteroidea; Valvatida; Asterinidae.
AUGAACCCUGAUCAUUUUACUCCCACUUCCCCACCAGUUAAACAGGAGGGUCCUAAGACUCUGAGCAGUAUUCCUGGUGGGCCAUCUCCUUCUGGUGGGCAAUCUCCUGCUGGCCAAAGUAACACCAAGAGAAGACCCUACAGUGUUGAUGGUUCUCCUAUUUCACCUUCUGGAGAUGGUCAGUCAACGCAGGAGAGGCCACUUCCAAGAUCAGCCAGCCUUCAGAAUAAGCAAUCCUCGCACGUGGCUGCUUAUCCCAAAGUCCGGGCAUCUUCAUAUCAUGGAGAAAAGUUUGCUGGGUCUGCUAGCGUUUCAAGUCCAGGAUCUGGCUUCGGAAGUGCCGAGAAGGAAAACUCUGUUAAUUUGGUCCAGGGAAGCAGUGUCGACAGGAUGAUGGAGAAAAUGUCUCUGCAGAAGUCAGACCAAUCAUUGAAAGCAGGUAAAAGUCCUGGAUGUCCAGAUGAUGAUGACAGCGAGAAUCAUUCACCCAUGCAAGUGGGACCAAUAAGCCCAUCAUCACAAUCAGGCACUGGCCAGGAUGGAGGCUUACCAACUCCAUCCACAGCGGUGAUGACAGGUUCCCAAGGAAGCAAUCCAUGUGGGAUGUCAUUUUCGCAUCAGGAUCUGGGAUCGAUGACUUGGCCCUUGAAGAAUCGAUCUGAGAAGAAAGGAUGCAACAACCGUCGUAAAGUUAAGAAGAUGGAGCCCAUGAAAGAACUGGAGGCAAUGAAUGAGGCUCAGCGACUCGACAGGAUCCAAGAGAAACAAAAUGAUAUAUUGGAGAAGACACAGACGGCAGAGGAAGGGGCAGAACAGCAGCCCAUGACCAAUCUCGACAAAAUCACCAUACACUGCAAGGAGUGCUCCGCUCUCGUCUGCAAGGCGUCAGAGCUCAGACGAAAGGGGGAUGCUGGUCCCGUGACCUGUACUAAUCCAGAGGUAAACAGAUGGGUGGAGAAGGUGAGGUACAGCACACUGCAGCGUAACCGGAACAGCGACACAGUUGGUCUCAUAACAUGCGGCACUUUUUACUGUGGCAACCAGUUAGGCAUCAUGCCGAAAUCCCUGACUCUGCAGCCACAGGAGGGAUACGACCUGAACGCUCAGAGCGUCAAGGUCAUCGAUGAGAUGGGCGGCGUCACAUACCCCGUAGAGUGGGAGGAGACAGGUUUUCAGGUCGUGCAAGGUUAAGAGUGAAGCCAUUUCCGAUUCCUGCCAAACCCAAGUAUUCUAAGAUAUACGACAUAGUUAUCUUUUAAAAUUUGAAAAUUGCCUGUUAUUGCUUUUUACUUCCUUUUUAAUACGAUCAGCAUGGGUUUUAACUCUGAAUCAACGUACAGUUAUAUUUUGUUGACAUCGUCUCUGUGACUUUAUAUGUCAGUGAUGUUUUUAACAUAAAUUGCAGCAAAUAUAUUUGUCUUAUGUUUCCACUGCCUCUUUAACCUUAUGUUUCAUUUCUAUGCAAAGCAAAGCACGUGUAUGCCUUUUUUUGUUAAUUUGCUCAGCCUCUGAAAUCAUGGAUCAACGAAAUUGCAGAAUGAUUGUUUGCCAAAUAGAGCUAUAUUUUUUCAU